Messenger RNA from Esox lucius (northern pike), 4997 nucleotides. RefSeq names its product cyclin F (gene ccnf). Gene Ontology annotation, biological process: mitotic cell cycle phase transition; regulation of cyclin-dependent protein serine/threonine kinase activity. The record is from RefSeq and is a predicted model, not a curated record. The transcript is spliced from 17 exons. Gene Ontology annotation, cellular component: cyclin-dependent protein kinase holoenzyme complex; cytoplasm; centrosome. Lineage: Eukaryota; Metazoa; Chordata; Actinopteri; Esociformes; Esocidae. Gene Ontology annotation, molecular function: protein binding; cyclin-dependent protein serine/threonine kinase regulator activity. The coding region runs from base 341 to 2707 and encodes 788 amino acids.
CUUCUAGACGAAUCAAAAGCUCCGUAGACAGUAGCUAGGCGUACCAGUUUUUCGCCAAUGAAAUCGAAGUUGAUGUUUAAACUCUGCGCGCGGGUGGUGCUUAGUAAAUUUGAGGAGGUCCUCAAAAGUUGAGGUGCAUGCAUGGAUUUGAAUUUAACAACUUCGUAACAUCCCAACAAGUUAGACAGCUCAUCCAGGCUGUUUAAGUAGCUAGACAAAUUUAAUAUUGUUUAUAACAUUCGUUAUAUUUACUUAGGUUCACAUAUCGCACACCUUUGUGAUUGCAAAACGUUAAAUAGCAAGGUAGCUUGCAAUAACUGAGUUGAUCCCUCCACUGGAAAUGAAAGCGGGCGUGAUACACUGCCGUUGUUCCAAAUGCUUCACCGUUCCAGCACGGAAGCGGGUCCGUAAGCGUGUUCAAGCCCUGACUCUCCUGUCUCUACCUGAAGAGGUGCUUCUGUGUGUGUUCCAAUGCCUCUCUCCUGAGGACCUUCUGGCUGUCAGAGCCGUGCACUCUCAGCUCCGUGACAUCAUCGAUAACCACUCCAGCGUUUGGGCCCAUGUCAGUUUCAAGGACACAUGGCCAGCCCCUAACACAGUCUGGCUCUUUGAGAGGGCUGCAGAAAAAGGCAACUUUGAAGCAGCUGUGAAACUAGGGAUUGCGUAUUUGUACAACGAAGGACCGCUGCUGAGUGACGAGGGGCGGGCCGACGUGUGUGGCCGGAAGGCGUCCCGGUUCUUCAGCCUGGCGGAGAGCCUGCGUUCCUCCUCUGCCGACCCCUUCAUUUGGGUGUUCAUCCGUCCUCCCUGGUCCCCCACCGGCAGCUGCUGUAAGGCCGUGGUGUUUGACCGUCUCAAGGCAGAGUGUGACACCAAUGUGGGUAGAAGAGGCCCGUUGCUGCAUUGUCUGGCCAGAGUUCUCCAGCUUUUUGACGAGGAUGACAAGCGCUCUGAGGCCCUGAUGCUACUAGAGCAGUCGUCUCAAUCAGGCUGUCUACAGAGCUCCUACCUGCUGUGGGAAACCAAUCGGAAAACGGCGACAGCGGACCCUGGCAGGUACCUCCAAUGUGUACGCACGCUCAGGGACUACGCAGCCAAAGGAUGCUGGGAUGCACAGUUGUCUCUGGCUAAGCUGUGCAGCAGUGGUAAUCCCCUGGGCUUGGAGCAGAGGGCCUGUGCUGACCUGGUGGCUCAGCUGUUUCGCUCCUGUCCCCCAGUCCCCCGCCGUAGGGCAGAGGAGGUGCUCCGACAGGGCAUUAACGACACCAUGAGAUACAUCCUGGUGGACUGGCUGGUGGAGGUGACCACCAUGAAGGACUUCUCCAGCCUCACCCUCCACGUGACCGUGGGCUGCGUGGACCGCUACCUCGCACUGCGCUCCGUCCCCAAGGCCCACCUACAGCUGCUGGGCAUCGCCUGCAUGGUCGUCUGCACACGGUACAUCAGCAAGGACAUCCUGACCAUCCGGGAGGCGGUGUGGCUCACCGACAACACCUACAAGUAUGAGGACCUGGUCCGCAUGAUGGGGGAGGUCGUCUCUGUGCUGGGGGGCAAGAUCAGGAGCCCGACACUGUUGGACUACGGCGAGGUGCUGCUGUCCCUGUUGCCCCUGGAGCGGCGCAGCGCCCACUUCUUCAGCUACGUGUGCGAACUCUCCCUGCUCUACUCGUCCCUCACCUCCUACUCCCCCGCCCACCUCGCCAGCGCCGUCCUGCUGCUCACCCGGGCCCUGCACCACUACGCUCCCAUCUGGCCUGGCCAGCUGGCUGAUCAUACAGGCUUCUUCAAGCAGGACCUGGUCCCCUGUGCCGUGCUGCUCUAUGUCAAGUGUUUCAGUAAAGAUGUGCCCAAGGACUACAGACACGUGUCUCUGACCGGCGUCAAGCAGAGGUUCGAGGACGAAGCCUACCAACACGUCAGUAAAGAACAGGUCAUUGACUUCAAGGAGCUCUGUCAGAUCCUGGAGGUGUCAGAUUUGGAGCCCCACAUGGUGCUGCCCAGCCUCACGGGCCACCCGGCUGACAUCCACACCUUCCUCUCCUCUCCCUCCAGCAACAGCAAGAGGAGACGUGAGGAGUCCUUGCCGGUGCACAGGGGCAGCUUCGUGGCCACGCCUACGGCCGAGCUGUCCACUCAGGAGGAGACCCUGGUGGGAGACAUGCUCGACUGGAGCCUGGACAGCUCAUGCUCUGGCUAUGAGGGUGACCAGGAGAGCGAAGGAGAGAAAGAGGCCAAGGAUGGAGAGACCUCCAGUCUGGUCAUAAAAUUGGAACUAGCCUCAGAACAUGAAGAUUUGAAACUGCACUGCCGGGCCCUGUCCAGUGACGAUGACAGCUUCUGCGAAGGGGACAAAGAGCGAGAGGAGUAUGAGGAGGAAGGGCAGGGGAGUGCCAGGAGCCGCCCGCGAGAGCCCCUCGACCUCCACAGCUCUGGCUACUCCUCAGUCCAGAGCGCCAGCCCUUCCUCCAACUGCUCUUCCUUGCUGAUGCCCUGUACCUUCACUGCAGCGCCCCCUGCUCUCAUUGCAGGCUGCACCACAGCGCCCCUCCCCGGGUUCCGCCUCCUGGUGCCAGUGCAGAGACCCCGUGCUGCGGCGGCUCGCAGGCAGGUGAAGAGGAAGAACGCUGCAGCCCACAGCAGCGGGGAGACUGAGAGGGGCGAUGAAGAGGUGGUGUACGCCUCCGGUGUAGGUUUCCAAAGCCUGUAAGCACUGACUUGACUGACAGUAAUUGGAUCCAGAAGUAUUUUCAACCACCUUUUCUUCAAUUUCAUCUGUGCCUUCAUAUACUCUUUUGUAUGAAGGCAGAUAUGGUGGUGGGGGGGAGGGGGGGGCGGCUUCCUGGACUGGUCCAAUACACCCUUUAUUAGUUCUGAAAUGUUUUUAAUACCUUCUUGCUCUGAUGACCACAACCCAGGUCCGAAUGACUGUAGUCGCUGACGCUACUCUUCCUAUCGAAGGUCUGUAUUUCACACUGGUUUCUGAAAUGCUUGAAUAUCAAAAACCUAUCGCUUUAAAAACGAAAGGGAGAGGAACAUGGAAAAAAGCUGACAGUCACAGCAGAAUACUCCUUUUUAGACACAUAGGCAGAAGACUUGGGAGAAGUGUUGUGGUUUCCUGUCCUCCUCCUGUGUCACUGACUCCCCAUAUUCUCCUAUGUAGUGCGCUUCCUUUGACCAGAGUGGCGCACUCCCAUUUCAGACCCUUCACUCCACCUCAGGACUUUCAGGUUACAUUGCAAUCAAGUGUCAAUGACUGUUUUCUGGUUUCGACGAUUGACUCUUGCCACAACAACCUAGCUCAGAUUGCCAAGGUUUUCAUCUACCUUCUUGAAAAAAAGAGAUGUAAAAGACACUUCAUGGACCAUUUCAAAAUGUAUAUUUUUAUGAAGUUUCACACACCGGUAGAACCACAAACUGCAUUUUGUGACUUUGCUAUUAUUGAUGAUGAAUCAAUACAGGUUUGUUUUGCUCUCUGCAACUCUCCUAAUGUACGGAAUUCCAUGCCUUACCUCCAUUUAUACCAGUGAAGAGACUCCGAUAUGCACUGCAUGUACAGAAUGGUCAGGAAUUGGUUGCUCUGCACUGGAAUCCAGACUGAAUAGAGAAGUAUUCAUUUUGAAUUCCAGGCUCAAUCUCUUCUACUGAUGGCUGUGAUUUUAAAGUCUGAAGCUUUAUUUUGAUUGUCAGAAUAUUCUCAUAUCCAUUUGUGCCGUUCAUGUGCCAAAGGUACUUUAAUACUUCAAUGGGGCAACUAUCUUUGGGUAAAAUUAACUUUUACCUCCGAAGACAGAUAUGAUAUGUUUUUUCAGUUGUAUGUUAAUACAUUUUUAACUACAGUUUUGUAUCUGCCGAUGGUUUCUAUGUAUGUGCUGUUUACCUUGUUACUGUUUAGCGUUGGAGCACAGGAGAAGAAAUACUGGACACUAAACAUCUGUCUAAUUGAAACCACUGAAGUUGGUGCCAUGGUAAUAUAUGUAACAUGAUAGCUGAAGUUCAGUUUUGUCUAGAAGAGUCAACAAUUUCCCUACCCUUUCUCCAGUUGGUUCAUCUUAAAGGUCUAGUACUUGUUUUUUUGGGGGGGUUUUUUCACCUGAAGCAUUGCAGUUCUACUGAAUUAUUUGUUACAGCAACAAUUGCUACGCUUGAACAAUCAAAUACCAAUGUCACUAAGUUUUAUUUUGUUGGCUUAUACAGAGUACAUGCAUUGGAUGGAGCUCCUUGGCCUGGAGGAAGCCGUGGCUGCGUAUCCAAAUUCUCUAUGCUCUUUCAGUCUUAGGGUGUCUGGAGUCGUAGAUUCAGUCACUUCUGUGCAUGUCUGUCUGGCUUUUUACAUUGACACCUGUUGUUCUCCUUUGCUUACCUUUCUCCCAUUUGUUGCUGAAUCCCCCCUUCCCGGUCCUCUCAUGUGAUUUUGAAUGAGACCCUGUAGCCUCGAUCUCUGCCACAUUUCUGAACAGUGCUCCUAAAAAGGGUUUUAUUUACAUUUUAUUAAAAAAAAAUUAGGGUCUGGGCUACGACAUUGUCUUAACUUACAGACAUGGCCAUAUUUAAAGCUCAGAAAAAAUGGAUCUGCAGCAUGUAUUCUAUGUGGAGAAAUGGAAGUAUAUACACUAUAUGGGAAAUAGUUACUUGAUGUGUUGUACAGUACUGUAUGACCAGAGCCAUCCAUAUGCAUUCAUAGGACUGUUUCUAGAUCUGGAUAAGGAGCCCUUUGUCUGCUUCUGACAUGGUGCCUUACUCCUUAUGAUGAUAAAUUACUUUUGACCACUUCCCGGAAAGUGAUUGUUCAGAGAAGUAGUGACAUUUAUAUGGGAUGCAGGUCUACAAAUGAUUGUGACUGACUGUAAAUAUUUUUUAUUCUAAUGAAGCAGACUCUGUAUAUCCCUUGUCUGUUGUAUGUACAUAUGUAAAUGUACAUGGGAAAAGUACUGUGACUGUGCCUGUUACUUGAAACUGGAUGUUUUGGCUUCAAUCCAAAAUUAAACAAGUGAACUGCC